Messenger RNA from Mirounga angustirostris (Northern elephant seal), 5573 nucleotides. It is a transcript of the gene TCF7, whose product is annotated as transcription factor 7. The record is from RefSeq and is a predicted model, not a curated record. Gene Ontology annotation, cellular component: beta-catenin-TCF complex; chromatin. Gene Ontology annotation, molecular function: DNA-binding transcription factor activity, RNA polymerase II-specific; RNA polymerase II cis-regulatory region sequence-specific DNA binding. The coding region runs from base 516 to 2045 and encodes 509 amino acids. NCBI's taxonomy places the organism in Eukaryota, Metazoa, Chordata, Mammalia, Carnivora, Phocidae. Gene Ontology annotation, biological process: canonical Wnt signaling pathway; regulation of transcription by RNA polymerase II. The transcript has 11 exons.
CAGGUCGGCUUAAGGUUGGAGAACAGGGCAGAGACCAGGAAUUUGAGGAAUCCUAACCCUGCCAGGCGGGGUUCGCGCGCAGCCUCGAACAGCCUCCAACCUCUAGGAAGCCCCCAGUUUCAAGCCCUGGAGGUACUGGUCCGGCGCGCCAAAGCGAUUACACCUUGGCUUGCGUUCCAGUUCCCGCCCCAAGGCCUAGGAGACCCGCUCCCUCGGCACUUGGGGGAGAAACCCGGGCGCAGAGCGGGAAUCCCUUAUUGUAGGUGAGGAAGCGGGGUCAGGAGUCUCCUUUAGAGUCCCCAUAUUUCGGAAGAAGGGUGAUGCUUUUCGAACUUGCCGGACGCCUCCCAGAGUGACGCCGGGAAGAGCGAGCCCUUUAAGAUUGUGCGCGCUGCUCGCGUCGCAGCCUCUCGGGGAGAGGAGGCGCGGGGCGGGGCAGCUUGGCCCCGCCCACCAACAGGGCCCGCCCCCGGCGUCCCCGCCCCGCCCCCCGCACUCGGCCGGCGGCGCCUUUGAUGUUCGGACCCGCCAGCUCCCGGAGCCGCUCAGCCUGGCGCCCGCGCCCCGCGCCCGCAGCCCGCCCAGGCGGAGUCAGCCCGCGCUCCGCCCGCCGCGCUUCGGGCUCGGAGGUCCGGACUCCGGGCUCGCCGCCUGCUGGGCCGGUUCCGCGCCCCGCACUCUCGCGCCCCGCGCCCCGGCGGGCGGAGCGCACCAUGCCGCAGCUGGACUCCGGCGGGGGCGGCGCGGGCGGGGGCGACGACCUCGGCGCGCCCGACGAGCUGCUGGCCUUCCAGGACGAGGGCGAGGAGCAGGACGACAAGAGCCGCGACAGCGCCGCGGGCCCCGAGCGCGACCUGGCCGAGCUCAAGUCGUCGCUGGUCAAUGAGUCCGAGGGCGCGGCGGGAGGCGCGGAGGUGCCGGGGGCCGGCGGCGGGGCCCGCGGCGAGGCGGAGGUCGGGGCUGAGGCGCUCGGACGGGAGCACACUUCGCAGAGACUUUUCCCCGACAAACUUCCAGAGUCUCUGGAGGACGGCCUGAAGGCCCCGGAGUGCGCCAGCGGCAUGUACAAAGACACGGUCUACUCCGCCUUCAAUCUGCUCAUGCACUACCCGCCCCCCGCGGGAGCCGGGCAGCACCCCCAGCCGCAGCCCCCGCUGCACAACAAGGCCAGUCAGCCAGCCCACAGCGUCCCACAACUCUCUCCUCUCUAUGAACAUUUCAGCAGCCCCCACCCUACACCUGCACCAGCCGACAUCAGCCAGAAACAAGGAGUUCACAGGCCUCUGCAGACCCCUGACCUCUCUGGCUUCUACUCUCUGACCUCAGGCAGCAUGGGACAACUCCCCCACACUGUGAGCUGGCCCAGCCCUCCUCUCUACCCCUUGUCCCCUUCCUGCGGAUAUAGACAGCACUUCCCUGCCCCCACUGCAGCCCCUGGCGCCCCCUACCCCAGGUUCACCCACCCGCCCCUGAUGCUAGGCUCUGGUGUGCCUGGUCACCCCGCGGCCAUCCCGCACCCGGCCAUCGUACCUCCCUCAGCGAAGCAGGAGCUGCAGCCAUAUGACCGCAGCCUGAAGACGCAGGUAGAAUCCAAGGUGGAGAAGGAGGCCAAGAAGCCAACCAUCAAGAAGCCCCUCAACGCCUUCAUGCUAUACAUGAAGGAGAUGAGAGCCAAGGUCAUCGCAGAGUGCACACUCAAGGAGAGCGCUGCCAUCAACCAGAUCCUAGGCCGAAGGUGGCACGCGCUGUCUCGGGAAGAGCAAGCCAAAUAUUAUGAGCUGGCCCGAAAGGAGAGGCAGCUGCACAUGCAGCUCUAUCCAGGCUGGUCAGCGCGGGACAAUUAUGGGAAGAAGAAAAGGCGGUCACGGGAAAAGCACCAGGAAUCCAACACAGACCCUGGCUCGCCUAAGAAAUGCCGUGCUCGCUUUGGCCUCAACCAGCAGACGGAUUGGUGUGGUCCGUGCAGGUGGGUUUGUCCCCACCACCAUCCUCCCUUUGCUUCAAGCUGCUUCCCUGACUCUGCACACGUUCUGCUGGGCCUGUAGCCCUCCUUUGGUCCCCCAGUCCCAUAGCAAUGUUCUAGAAAAGAAAGGCAGACUCAAGAAGGUAGUUCUGGCCCCUGGUGCCUAGGGUCCUCUGUUAAUGAGGACCUGAUGCUGACUAAGGUUAGCAGAUCCUCAGCAGGCCAAUCUCAUGUACCCCAUUCAGUGGCCUGAGCCCCUGGCUACCAGGCCUAGAACUCACCAUGGUCCACCAAUUCCCUCACUUCAAGUUAGGAUCCCUGCCUGUGUUAUCCUGAACGCUUAAAAACCCAAAGUGACUGUAGUAGAGGACCGCCUGGAUGCCAAGUGGUCACGUACCUCAUCUUCUACCUGAGACCAGGGACUGCAGAGGUAGGGAGAGAGGAAGGGGGGGUAUCCCUGGGCCAUCCUAGCAAAAGGGCCGUACUUGGGCUCUGUGGCACUAAACCCAUGUGUUUCCCCAUACAACAGAGAAGUGUGUAUGUGAAAAGAAGAUAUACCUACCAGGUGGCUAAAGUUUGCCUGGUUGAGGUUGAGGCUAGGUCUGGUAAGGCUGAGUCCACCUCAGGCAGUGAGUUCACAGACUCUAAGGAAUACCGUCCAGUCCCUCAGAGUGUCCACCAUGCUCCCUCUCCAAGGGCAAAGAGGAACUUGGGCAGUACAUAAGUGUGUGUAUAUAUACACGUUGGGCGCAUUUGUAUUAUUCUGCCCGAGCACCCCCCAGGAAUCCACAAGCAGUGCAGCCCUUUGCCUUACUGCAGAUCUGAGCCCCACAAACACGUGAAGCAGAGGCUCCAUGGCCCAAACUGGGAGAUGGCUCCCCUGGAAAACAGGAGGCAGCCCCCACGGCUAGCCUGCAAGAGGUUCCUGUGCCACCCUGUGGCUGUGCUGGGAACUACACCUGCUCCAGGUCUGGGCCAGGCCCAGCAGAAGUGCAGUGCUAGGUUUGAAGGCACAGGCACAUCACCCAAGUCCUGGGGACAGGGGACAAGAGGUCAGCAGGCCUGUGCAAGGACAGCAUUUUCUGGUUGUGGUGUAUGACUGUGAAUUCACCCUCUGUUUACAGAUAACUCUCUUCACUAUUCCUAGGAGGAAAAAGAAAUGCAUUCGGUACUUACCCGGAGAAGGCCGCUGCCCCAGCCCCGUUCCUUCCGAUGACAGUGCUCUAGGCUGCCCCGGGUCCCCAGCCCCCCAGGACUCGCCCUCAUACCUCCUGUUGCCCCACCUCCCCACAGAACUGCUUGCUAGUCCUGCGGAGCCGGCGCCUACAUCACCAGGGCUCUCAGCCGCUCUCAGCCUCCCAGCCCCCUGGACCCCCCCAGGCCCCCCCCGGCGCCCUGCAGAGUACACAGGUGCAACGACAGGAAUCUCAGAGACAGGCAGCCUAGCAUGCACAGGACACCUGGCCGCCUCCAGGGACCCAUCCUCUGAGAGGAAGCGACAGAGCCCCAAAUCACAUGGAACCUGGCCAGGGGCCCUGUUACCUCCCUCUCAGGGACCAGGCCCAGGAGACUUCCGAGGCUGCACAACUUCUGCCUGAACCUGGGGCCAUCAAUUCCAACUGCUCCAAGUGGUGGGAAUCCGAUUGGUGGUGUGUCGUCUGAUUAAGGGCAUCCCUUGUGCCUACAGCAGCCUGCAUCUAUUCUUUUUACCACCUGUCUUGCUGGCCAGAUGCCCCCUGCCUCCUCCUUUGCUUUUCUGCUAUAGGUCACAGAUGGGCGGGAUUGAGCCCAGCUACUUUCCGAACCCUACACCUCCCCAGUCCCACCACUGCCACACCCUCCCCAUACCAGACACUUCAUGGACCAAGAAUGAGCUGGUUUAUGAAACAACACCUCAGCAUGGUCACAACCACAUGCUCAAGAGGACAAUGCUUCUCUCAGAAAGGCCCGGAGAAGCCCUGUUGACAGAAAAGGAGUAAUUAUUCAUAAGCUGGACCAGAAGGAAGCCUCUUGCCAUGUUCUCAAGAGCUUGCAAGACAAGGAGGGGAUAACGGGUUAAAUCUAGGCCUAUCAUCCUAGGCAACAGGAAUGACCAGACACUAUCUUAUCAGGCAAGUAUGGGCAGUGAGACGUACCUGGCUCUGGUUCAAUUACUUGGAAAUGUUUCCAAGAGAAACUCAACCUCCCCAGAAGCUCUGAUGACCAAGGUCCCAAGCCUGUCUCUAAUGGCUGAACUCGACAGCCAAAAGAAAUGGCCCCAAACCCGGUGUGCAUCCCUCCCUACCCCAAGAGCCUCUGUCACAGCUCCAUUUUCUGCUUACCCGGGUCAGUCUAGGCGGCUCGUGAGCAGUUGAGGGCAAACCUCAUGACAGCCAGUGCCUACCUUUCAGCACGAAACAGGCCAGCUUCAGUUUCCCGAUGGGGCUGCAGGAAGGACCAUCACCAUCAAAGCAAGGAGCCCAGAGAACCUCUAGUGGUAGUCAGUGGGUUUUCACCACAGCCUACUUUAACCCAUUUCUGAGCCAAGCUUCAACCCUGAGCCUUAAAAAAAAAAAAACUUUUAAUUUAAUUUUUUUUUUUGCCCUCUUCCUCACUGUACAUAGCCUGAAUCCAAAGAAAAAGGGCUGUUCCUAUACCCGUACAUCCCUCAACAAAAGCCUUUAGUUCCGACUUUAGCCACUGGCUUCUCAGAAUCCAAAGAACAUAUAUUCUAGUGUAGUGUUGCAAGAAGUCUUGAAAGAAAAGGACUAUUGUAGUGUUCAAAAUAUUUUUGUAUUGUUAAUGCAUCAUCAAACAAAAACUUUUUUAACGUGAGAAUAAAGAUACUUUUUCAAAGCUUGACCCUAAGGAAUAAGCUGUUUCAGUAAUAGAGCUUGACACUCUCCUUUUCUUACCCACAGCCAUAAAACUUGGGGUUUAUUCUGUCAUGGGACACAUGUUCUCAAGACUUUCAAUCAACAGAAGCCAAAGAUUACUUUCCUCACCUUCCCUAUUGGGGCUUAGGCCCUGCCCGGCCUUCCAACCACAAGAGCUAAUCUCCCUCUAAGUGUAAACUCCCCAAUCCUCGGACCUCACAAGUGAUGCAGGGACAGGCCAGCCUGCAUAUGGGAAUGGGCCGUAAACUGCCACCACAGACCCACAUAACCACUAGGCUCCAUCUUCCUCCCGCAGAGAGAAAAGACCCAAUACUCCACAAGCACACAUCCUAUUUUGAAGCAAACCGGAGUCUCUCAUAAGCUGGUAUCAGAAAACUUGAAAGAGCAUUUUAAUAGCACCCUUUCCUCCCAAAAGCUAAUUGGGUGCUUAAAGUAUCUUCCUAUUUUUACACAAAACCUCUCCAGUUUGAUAAAUCUACAGCCUCCCUUUUAAUAGCAGUUUCCAUCAUGUUUAAGAAUACCAUUAACUCCUCAAACUCCUCAUGAAUGUAGAAGGUGCAAAACCACUUCAGUAGGUCAAGCAAAUAAAAAUGCUGGGCAAGAAGAUCCCAAGUCACCACGCAUUGUAAUUUUCACAGAGUUCUAUUUUGGGGAUUUUAUGUUUAAAAAUAUUUAUAAAUAAAGUCAUCUUCCAGAGUAGUGUCUAUCUAAAGUAGGCCACUGGAAGCUGUAAU